This is a messenger RNA of Micromonas pusilla CCMP1545, 396 nucleotides long. RefSeq lists its product as uncharacterized. NCBI's taxonomy places the organism in Eukaryota, Viridiplantae, Chlorophyta, Mamiellophyceae, Mamiellales, Mamiellaceae. The record is from RefSeq and is a predicted model, not a curated record. The transcript is spliced from 2 exons. The coding region runs from base 1 to 396 and encodes 131 amino acids.
AUGGCGCCGCCGCCAACCUCGGAGUGGGGUCUCGACCCUCUGUUCUGGGUGAAUGUCAAGGUCGCGGUGUGCGAGAUUGUCGGCCCGGACGCGGUCGUGACGGACGCGGAGGGAGGGCACGGCGCGGUGCGGCUCUACCGCGGUCGACCUUUCCGUCGAUGCGAGCUCAUGGGUCACGUCGUGUCCUUGUACGCGAGGGACACGAAGACGCUGUUCGUCCUGGACGACGGCACGGGGACGAUCGAGUGCGUCGUGUGGAUGAAGUCCGAGGGCGACAACGGCGGGGGAGGGGACGGGGGCGUGAGCGUGGACGACUUCGGGAUCGAUCUGAACGCGCUGCGUUUAGGCGCGCUCGUGCGCGCGCAAGGGCGCAUCACGGACCGUUGUUUUGGUUAG